Messenger RNA from Pseudozyma hubeiensis SY62, 2907 nucleotides. RefSeq lists its product as hypothetical. Gene Ontology annotation, molecular function: glutamate synthase activity; iron-sulfur cluster binding; oxidoreductase activity, acting on the CH-NH2 group of donors, NAD or NADP as acceptor. Bases 1 to 2907 code for a protein of 968 amino acids. The transcript has a single exon. NCBI's taxonomy places the organism in Eukaryota, Fungi, Basidiomycota, Ustilaginomycetes, Ustilaginales, Ustilaginaceae. The record is from RefSeq and is a predicted model, not a curated record.
AUGUCCUUUCUUCUUCGCAUUGCUGCAGACCUGAACACCUGCCCUGUCGGCAUUGCGACCCAGGAUCCCGAGCUUCGCGAGAAGUUUGCCGGUCAGCCCGAGGCUGUGAUCAACUUCUUCUAUUACCUCGCCGAGGAGCUCCGUUCCAUCAUGGCCAAGCUCGGUCUCCGUACCAUCAACGAGAUGGUUGGUCGAUCCGACCUCCUCAAGGUUGACGACAGCCUGCGCACCCCCAAGACUGCCAAGCUCGACCUCAGCGCUCUUCUGAAGCCCGCUCACGAGAUGCGACCUGGUGCGGCCACCUACAAGGUCCGCCAGCAGGACCACAAGCUCUACGUCCGUCUUGACAACAAGUUCAUCGAUGAGGCCGAGCCCGCUCUCACCCAGGGCCUGCCCGUUCAGAUCGAAUGUGACGUUGUCAACACGGAUCGAGCUCUUGGUACCACGCUCUCGUACCGUGUAUCGAAGCUGUACGGUGAGGAGGGUCUGCCUCGCGACACCAUCCACAUCAACGCCAAGGGUUCUGCCGGUCAGUCGUUGGGAGCUUUCCUGGCUCCUGGUGUCACCAUCGAGCUUGAGGGAGACGCGAAUGACUAUGCUGGUAAGGGCAUGAGUGGAGGACGUCUCAUCGUGUACCCUCCGAAGAACUCUCCCUUCAAGGCUGAGGAGAACAUCAUUGUGGGUAACACCUGUUUGUACGGCGCGACUACGGGCCACGCUUACUUCCGAGGUAUCGCCGCCGAACGUUUCGCUGUUCGCAACUCCGGUGCCCAUGCUGUUGUUGAGGGUGUCGGUGACCACGCCCUGGAGUACAUGACAGGAGGUCGUGUAGUCAUCCUGGGACCUACUGGCCGCAAUUGCGCGGCCGGAAUGUCAGGAGGAAUUGCCUACGUUCUCGAUAUGAACCGUGAUUUCCACACCAAGUGCAACAUCGAGAUGGUGGAGCUGGGUCCCGUCAAGGAUCCCAAGGAGAUUGCCGAGCUUCGCAACCUGAUCGAGAACCACCGCCACUAUACGGGCUCCACCGUGGCUGAUCACGUUCUGCACGAGUUCCACCACAUCCUUCCUCGCUUCGUUCGAGUCAUGCCGCUUGACUACAAGCGCGUGCUCGAAGAGGAGGCCGCCAAGGCCGCGGCCGAGAAGAAGCGCUCGAGCCACGUCGACCUGCUCGGCACUCUUUCGCGCCACGGCAGUCAGGUUGAGAUCCUGGCUCAGGAGGACAACCCGAAGGACAACGCUGCCGACGGUGUUCGCGAGAUCCCCGCCGCCAAGCCCGUCGAGCCAUCCGUUGUUGACGUCGAGGACUCGAUGGUUGAUGACGAGACCGCCAAGUCGAGGCUCAACAAGCUCGACAAGACCCGCGGUUUCAUGAAGUACAAGCGUCUCGGCGAGCACUACCGCAACCCCACCAAGCGUGUCAAGGACUACAAGGAGCUCUCCGUCCGUCUCACCGAGGCCGAGCUCAAGUACCAGACCGCUCGUUGCAUGGACUGCGGUGUUCCUUUCUGCCAGGCCGAUACCGGUUGCCCCAUCUCCAACAUCAUCCCCAAGUGGAACGACCUCGUCUUCAAGGGACAGUGGGAGGAUGCGCUCAACCGUCUCCUCAUGACCAACAACUUCCCCGAGUUCACUGGUCGUGUCUGCCCCGCUCCUUGCGAGGGCGCCUGUGUGCUCGGUAUCACCGAGCAGCCCGUCGGCAUCAAGUCGGUCGAGUGCGCCAUCAUCGACAAGGGUUUCGAGGAGGGCUGGAUGGUCCCUCGCCCACCAAAGACUCGCACCGGCAGGACCGUCGCCAUUAUCGGUUCCGGUCCCGCUGGUCUCGCUACUGCCGACCAGCUCAACAAGGCUGGUCACUCGGUCACCGUCUACGAGCGUGCCGACCGAAUCGGUGGUCUUCUCAUGUAUGGUAUCCCUAACAUGAAGCUCGACAAGGGUGUUGUUCAGCGCCGUGUCGACCUCAUGGCCGCUGAGGGUGUCAACUUUGUCACCAGCACUCACGUUGGCCGCGACGUUGACCCCAAGCAGCUCCAUGCCCAGAACGACGCCAUCGUCUACGCCGUCGGUGCCACUUGGCCUCGUGACCUCAAGGUGCCCGGCCGUGAAGCCGACGGUGUCCACUUUGCCAUGGACUUCCUUGCUCCCAACACCAAGUCGCUCCUCGACUCUGGUCUCCAGGAUGGCCACUACCUCAGUGCCAAGGGCAAGGACGUCAUCGUCAUCGGUGGUGGUGACACUGGUUGUGACGCUCAGGCUACCGCUCUGCGUCACGGUGCCAAGAGCAUCGUCAACUUCGAGCUGCUUCCUCAGCCACCCAACGAGCGCGCCAAGGGCAACCCAUGGCCUCAGUUCCCUCGUGUGUUCAAGGUGGACUACGGUCACGCCGAGGUCGCUGCCCAGUGGGGUUCGGACCCUCGCGAGUACUGCAUCUCGACCACCUCGUUCGAGAAGGAUGCCGAGGGCAAGCUCGUUGCGCUCAACACCAUCAAGGUCAACUGGGAGCUCGACGCAUCUGGCAAGUGGCAGAUGAACAAGAUCCCCGGAUCGGAGAAGCGAUGGCCAUGCGACCUCUGCUUGCUCUCGCUCGGUUUCCUCGGACCCGAGAACGACGCCGUCACCGCGCUCGGCCUCGAGCAGGAUGGCCGAUCCAACAUCAAGGCUGACGACCAGAAGGGCAAGUCGCCUUACAAGACCAACGUUGAGCGCGUCUACACCGCCGGUGAUUGCCGACGUGGACAGUCGCUUAUCGUUUGGGGUAUCCAGGAGGGCCGUGCUUGCGCUGCUCAGGUCGACCGUGACUUGAUGGGCAACACCCGUCUGCCAUGGGCAGGCUCGAUCAAGAAGCGUGAGUUCCUGCCCAUCCAGGGUACCACCGGUGCUGAGAAGACAAAGGUCGCUGCUACUGCCUAA